GUUCCGGUAAAUCAAUAUUUUUCUCGGCGCAUUUUCUCUGUCGGAUGGUUACUGGUGAUUUGUUUCAGUCGUGUAGUUGUGUGCGGUGUUCUCCAUUGUUCACUGUGGACAGAACAGUUCGUAUCACUAGCCAGUGAAGCCGGCGUGGACUGAGGCCGUGGCGGAGUGGUUGGUUGUGACGCUGGGUUUUGCUGACGGCGCAAUGCCGGACAGUGUGCGGUACAACAUCAAGUACUUGGUAUCAAAUCUAGAUGUGUCACUGAUCUUGGAGGACCUGCUAGAGAACGAUGUCCUCAGCGAAGAGGAAUAUGACACUGCCUCUGGCAAGGAAAAUGAAAAGUUGGAGCUGGCAAAGUAUGUGGUGAGGUUGAUGCUGAAGAAAACGGAGGAACAGGUGGAUUCGUUCCUGAAACUAGUUGAACACAGCCAACGUGAUGUAGCGGAACAUGUCGCCAGUACCAUGGCGAAGCGCCGCGCCGCGAAGCCAAUGUCGGCAGAUCGUGAGUCAACACGUGGCUCGCCCUCCGACAAUCCGUUUGACCUGGAAAGGUUUGUGUGUGACAUUCAACCAUGGUUGAACAAAGUUGACGCAGAUCUACUGCGACGGAUGGUGAUCAAGAAACAUCUCAUAACUAACAGCACAUCAAUAGAGGGACUGAAGAGAAUUCUGUCCCGGGAUGGACCAUCUGAUCAUAAUGAGAAGCUCAUCCAGUUGCUCAAAGCUGGUGGCCUAAACACGUAUCAUCUCUCAUACACUAUCUGA
Sycon ciliatum is the source of this 763-nucleotide messenger RNA. RefSeq lists its product as uncharacterized. The record is from RefSeq and is a predicted model, not a curated record. Gene Ontology annotation, biological process: regulation of apoptotic process. NCBI's taxonomy places the organism in Eukaryota, Metazoa, Porifera, Calcarea, Leucosolenida, Sycettidae. The transcript is spliced from 3 exons. The coding region runs from base 203 to 763 and encodes 186 amino acids.